AUGGACUCACAUGAAGAGCAAUGCUUACCUAUCCUCGACUUCUCCAGCGAUAAACUAGUGCGAGGCACGAGUCACUGGAUCACGACCAGGGACGAUGUCAGAAGAGCCAUGGAGGGGCAGGGUUGGUUUGUGGCAGAGUUCAGUGGCGUCUCAUCUGACCUCAGGGACAACUUGCUGGCCGGCAUGAAGGAGAUGUAUUAUCUCCCAGACCAAAUCAAAAUCAAGAACGAGAACCACAAGGCGUCCCAUGGCUACAUGUCUAUGGUAGUUGACGAUUACCGGAUCCAUGAGAGCUUGGGGAUCGAUUAUGCAACCGAGCUUCAAGCUUGCAAAGACUUCUCUAAACUACUCUGGCCACAGGGAAACGAUCCCUUCUGUCAAACCACACAUAUGUAUGCAAUGACAAUGGCGGAGCUAGACCAGACGGUGAUGAGGAUGUUGUAUGAAAGCUAUGGAAUGGAUGAGAAGAAGCAUUCUGUGAGUCACUCCGAGUCAACUCGAUACCUGUUGAGGAUGCUGAGUUACAGGAGACAGCAAAACGGUGAAGCAAACACUGGUUUCGUGUCACACACUGAUAAGAGCUUCAUGAGUAUCCUCCACCAGAACCACGUCGGAGGUCUCCAGUUGAAAACCAUGACCGGCCAAUGGGUCGGGUUUAACCCGUCCCCAACAAGAUUCGUCGUUCUCUCCGGCAUGGGUCUCACGGCGUGGAGUAACGAUAGGAUAAAGGCAUGUUACCACAAGGUAGUGAUGAGUGCAGAUGAGAUUCGAUACUCUUUAGGGUUUUUCUCCUUCCACAAAGGAACGAUCCGUACGCCGGAGGAGCUCGUCGAUGACCAACAUCCCCUCCGCUACAAUCCUUUCGAGCACGACGGCCUCUUACGCUUCUACGAGUCGUACAUCAAUUCUCUCAAGAAAUCCAGCGAAGAUCUUCUCCAGAUCUACUGCGGCGUCACACCCUAA
Molecule: messenger RNA, 963 nt
Organism: Arabidopsis thaliana (thale cress)
Lineage: Eukaryota; Viridiplantae; Streptophyta; Magnoliopsida; Brassicales; Brassicaceae
Product: 2-oxoglutarate (2OG) and Fe(II)-dependent oxygenase superfamily protein
Exons: 3
Coding region: 1-963 (320 amino acids)
Source: RefSeq, marked reviewed